AUGACGGGAAUUUUGCCCAACUACCAACGCUUUGUUAAUGGAGUACCCGUGCCGUCCAUAUCUCGACGUUCUUUUCGUCUUCGUGAAAAAUAUUUGAUUAUAUCUGUACUUUUCACAUUUGGAAUUGUGUGGCUUGGCGCACUGUUUUAUUUGCCAGAGUUUAAAACUUCUACGAGUGUAAACGAUAGUGUUUAUAAUGUAUACAAACGCAUACAGAAGGCAGGUCCCGAGCUCCUUAUGCCUCCACCUCUCGCUCAGAACGAAGUCGGUGAUUUUCCUGUAGUUGGUAUUGCUCGUCACGGCGAAGAAGGAGAUGAUCCUCAUAUAGUUGAAGACAGGAAUCGGCUCCGUGCUAAAAUUGAUGAGGACAUGGGCAUGAAAGUGUUGGAGAGACCUCAAUACGAUGUUGCACCUUCAGCUUCUUCCUCGAAAGGUCCAAGUAAGCCUCCAGUGGAUGCUAUUGAAGAGCCAGUACUCGGUAAUAUUGCGAACAAAGAUCUCUUACCUGACCACCUCCAGUCUCAUAGCCUGGUUAAGACAUAUCAAGUGCCGUCUCUCGAUGCAAACAUGGACCCUGAUGUUCGUCACAAAAGGGACACAGUGAAAGAGAUGAUGCGUCACGCUUGGAACAACUACAAGUUGUACGCGUGGGGUAAGAAUGAGUUGAAACCGAUGACUAAACGAGCUCAUCUGACCAGUGUGUUUGGAGGUGGGGAUUUAGGAGCUACCAUAGUUGAUGGUAUGGACACACUCUACGUCAUGGGACUGAUAGAUGAGUUCAGGGAAGGUAGAGACUGGAUAGCUGAGCAUUUCCACAUCAAUGAAAUUGACUCGGAUCUGUCUGUGUUCGAGACUACCAUCAGGUUCGUAGGUGGUCUCCUCUCCUGCUACGCGCUGACAGGGGAUGCUGUGUUCCGUGACAAGGCUGCUGAGGUAGCUGACGCACUACUGCCAGCCUUCGAGACACCCACUGGAUUACCUUACGCACUCAUAAAUCCAUCCAAUAAGGCUAAUCGUCAGUAUCACUGGGCAGGCGCUAACAGUAUACUGUCUGAAGUAGGCACCCUUCAUCUAGAGUUCACAUAUCUCAGUGACGUGACCGGCAAAGAUGUGUACAGACAGAAGGUGGAACGUAUUCGUGAUGUUCUUCACAAUAUCCAGAAGCCAGAAGGUCUUUAUCCCAACUACAUCAAUCCAAGGAACGGGCAGUGGGGGCAGAAGCACACAUCUCUUGGAGCGCUAGGCGAUUCCUUCUACGAGUAUCUGUUGAAGGCCUGGAUCCUAUCAGACAACGAGGACGUUCAGGCUCGAGAGAUGUUCGAUGAAGCGAUGCAGGCCGCCCUCGACAAGAUGCUAAGGACAUCCCCUUCAGGGCUCGCAUACCUCGCGGAGGUCAAAUACGGCAGGAUAUUUGAAGAGAAAAUGGAUCAUUUAUCGUGUUUCGCAGGUGGUAUGUUUGCUCUCGCUUCAACAACAAUGUCAAACUCUCUGUCUGAGCGAUACAUGGACGUGGCUCGCAAACUGACUCACACAUGUCACGAAAGCUACGACCGCUCAGAAACUAAACUCGGACCGGAGGCAUUCAGAUUCUCUGGCGCCGUAGAAGCUCGCGCUAUGAAGAGUAAUGAGAAGAUGUACCUACUGCGACCAGAAACCUUCGAGAGCUACUUCAUCAUGUGGAGACUCACCAAGGAUCAGAAGUAUAGAGACUGGGGCUGGGAGGCGGUUCAGGCUCUUGAGAAGCAUUGUCGAGUGGAGGGAGGGUACACCGGUCUACUGAACGUGUACCACGCCUCGCCGCAAGGGGACGACGUACAACAGAGCUUCUUCCUAGCUGAAACGCUUAAGUACCUCUACCUGUUGUUCUCCGAGGACUCCUUACUUCCAUUGAACGAAUGGGUGUUCAACACAGAAGCACAUCCUUUGCCCAUCAAGAACAAAAACCCGCUGUACCGAGCCGCUGAUAAGAACGCUAUCAUUGGAAAUGAGAGCAAUCAGAUUUAA
Molecule: messenger RNA, 2004 nt
Organism: Danaus chrysippus (African queen)
Lineage: Eukaryota; Metazoa; Arthropoda; Insecta; Lepidoptera; Nymphalidae
Source: the annotation of a GenBank genome assembly